CCGGGAGGCGGGUGCGCGGGGCGGCCGAGUGGGGUCGCGGGUCCGAAGAGCUCGGUGCGUGGUGGCGGGCGGUACUUGGUGGGGUCCUCGCCCGCCCGGGUCCCCUCCCGAGGGCGCGGGGAGCACGUGGUGGGGGUGCGGUGGCCCCACGGGACUCUCACCUCCUUCCGCCUCUCGCCGCGCCCAAAUACUCACCUCCGCGCACUCGCCCGCGGGCAACGGCUCCCAGCCCAGGCCUAGGGAGCCGCUCUCUGAGAAUCAGGCUGGAUUCUUUGGUUUGCCCCAACCGCCUCCCGGACCUCUACCCCUUGGGAAAACCAGCGGAGCCUCAGUUUAUUUAUCUGAAAAUUGGGUUGACAACAUGCCUGGAUGCUGGACCAGGCCAGUGGACAGCAGGCUGUGAGUAGAAGGGAAGCAGUCAGGUCAUGGCCACUGGGGGUGCCUGGCCUCUAGGUGAGGGACAAAGGGGCAGCCCAGAGGCCAGAGUGCUUUUCCAUCCCAGAGGUCCAAGCUGCACGUCCAGAAGUGCACACUUGGGUGUGAGAGGGAGACAGACACCCGAGCGUGUCAUCGAGGUGGGACUGGGCCUCUGUGGGUGGGCCCUGACCAAGGAGUUGUUCCUAUGGAAGGAGGUCUGCCCCCAGAAGGGGCACAGGUGGGGUGGGAACUUCCUGCCGAGAGGCCUGCAGGGCCUGAGGUGGGCGAUGGGAGGCCUGCUCCCAGGGCAGACUCUGUAAUGACUUGGUGUGACCUUGGGCAGGGCCCGAUACCCAAGAGGCAACCGGCUCUCACUCGACUGGAACCUGUUUGGAGGGGCAGCAACAAAAGGGGGUCUGUGUUCUUCAGGACAGUGGCCAGGGAGUGUGUGAAAAGGGGGACCUGUGCUGUCGUCUGUGCCAGGCCCCUUUGCUCUAGGGGGUGUCCAGCCAUGACUGGCCAGUGCCACUCUGAGGUUAGGAGUCCAGCAGGGUACCCCAAGGGCCCAGGGCUGGAAGACUGUCUCGCCGACCAAUCCAUCCAUCGGAGGCAUCUCUGGGUCACGCCGGAGGUGCCCUGGGGCAGGACAAGCGUAGGACGGGAGUGGAGAGGCCUGGGAUCCUCACGGUGCCACCUUGGCUAGCACAGACCUCCUGGCCUCAGCCCCACGUCUGUGAAAUGGGCGGGGCGGGGAGGCCUUCAGGGAGCCGGGCGUUCACAGCCGGAACUGCGCACACAUGGCUGGGCCUCUGCCGAAGCAAAACGAAGUCGGCCCCGCCCCGGGGGGAGCCGCGGUAGGGCCGCAGCAUCUCCUUCCGCACCGGCGUUCCGGGCCUCCCUGACCCCAGCGGCCGGGCGCUGGCCUAUACGGUAGCGGACUAGCAGACGGGGAGAGCGCCUACUCCAGGCAAUACGGUGGCGGCUCCUCCCUUGGCGUGGUCACGUCCCCCACGUCCCUCGCCCAGGCGAGCGGGGUGGCAAGGCGGAGCUUGCUCACUUCCCACACCCCUCCCUGUCUCUACCCUGCUGGUGACCGCCUAGCCCCACCAAGGUCGGCCGACCCCCACCUGCCACCGGGCCCAAUAGGGAGGCGGUGGGAGGGGCCCCUCCUGGUGACUGAGGCUUGCUGGUGCCAAGAGCCCUUCUCAGCCUUGACCUUACGGCACUGGCUUGGGGGGAAGGGGGGCUGCAGGGAGUUGAGCUGUGGGACAAGAUGGCUCUGUGAUGGGCAGCCCCACUACUCCCAGGGCAGGCGGGGUCCGGGCCUGGAGGAGGGUGCUUUGAGCCUGCUCCAGCCACCACUCUGAGCCUUCUAGAUGAAGGGGGUUCUGACAGGGUGAGCCCAAAACCACACACAGGACCACCUGCCCACAGCCCCCUCCUUCUCACAAGAGGCAUGGUGUCGGAGAGGGCCUGGCCCUAGGGCAGUGUUUUCACUCCAGUGGCCCCUGCAAGAUGAUGUGAACCCACCCAAGAGCUUUGAGAGCACCCGACAUGCCCUGGGAUGGGGGUUGGGAGGGUCUUUGUGGUCAGUGGAUGGGGGGUGGAGGGCACAGGCUGGCUUAGCAUGCCUGAGGCGUACCUUCCCCCCAGUGCUCACGAUCCACCUCCCCAGAAAAAGCCCCAGGUGCCUCCCUCCUGGCAACAGCGCUGUGCACAGGUGGGGGCAGGGCAGAGGUAGGCAUAUGGGGUCCUGUAUCAGCCCUGGGAAGGGGACAAGCACCCAGACCAGUGUUGCCUUCGGAGCGCUGGGCGGACAAAGACAUCGGAUAUGCUGUUACCUGUUUGCACAAGAGGGACCUCAGGGAAAGGAAGUGAGGGAGCCUGGAAGGCUCUCCCUUCUCCUGAAGGCGUGGCCCUCUUCUGUCAACCACCCCCUAUGCUUCAGGGACCCUGGGGCUCAACUGCAGCCAGGUGCAAGCCACAACGGGGCUGUCGCUUCAGUGCUCAGGCGUGUGUCCCAGGCCUCCCGGUGCAGGAAGAGUCCAGGAGGGAAUGCAAUUGCUCUUCUCCGGCCCCGCCCGCCUGGAGCUGGUCUCUGAAGACCGGAAGUCUGGUUAGUUAACUAGCCAAUCUCCCCGGAAGGCGAACCUACAGGCUCUGGAGUCAAACCUAGGGGACAUGGCCUGCCCUGGAAGCUGACGGGCCAGAGACCCAGGAUCCAAGAGCUGGUCUUUGGCCGCUGGCAGGAGCGCCUGCACUGAGGCGGCGCCCGCCCGGGAGCAGCCUCUGUCCGGGACGCCCGACCUGUCCUCCUGGCCAUGGGCGGCGCGGUGGUGGACGAGGGCCCCACCGGCAUCAAGGCCCCUGACGGGGGCUGGGGCUGGGCCGUCCUCUUCGGCUGCUUCGUCAUCACCGGCUUCUCCUACGCCUUCCCCAAGGCGGUCAGUGUCUUCUUCAAGGAGCUCAUGCGUGAGUUUGGGAUCGGCUACAGUGACACGGCCUGGAUCUCCUCCAUCCUGCUGGCCAUGCUGUACGGGACAGGCCCCCUCUGCAGCGUGUGCGUGAACCGCUUUGGCUGCCGGCCUGUCAUGCUCGCUGGUGGCCUCCUGGCGUCCCUGGGCAUGGUGGCCGCGUCCUUCUGCAGAAGCAUCAUCCAGCUCUACCUCACCACUGGGGUCAUCACCGGCUUGGGCUUGGCGCUCAACUUCCAGCCCUCCCUCAUCAUGCUCAACCGCUACUUCAACAAGAGGCGCCCCAUGGCCAACGGGCUGGCGGCCGCGGGCAGCCCCGUGUUCCUGUGUGCCCUGUCCCCCCUGGGGCAGCUGCUGCAGGACCACUAUGGCUGGCGGGGCGGCUUCCUCAUUCUGGGGGGCCUCCUGCUCAACUGCUGUGUGUGUGCUGCGCUCAUGAGGCCCCUGGAGGCACCCCGGUCGGGCUCGGGGCCCGGGCCCCAGCGGCCAGCCAGGCGGCUGCUGGACCUGAGCGUCUUCCGGGACCGCGGCUUUGUCAUCUACGCUGUGGCCGCCUCCAUCAUGGUGCUGGGGCUCUUCGUGCCCCCCGUGUUCGUGGUGAGCUACGCCAAGGACCUGGGCGUGCCCGACACCCAGGCCGCCUUCCUGCUCACUGUCCUGGGCUUCAUCGACAUCUUCGCCCGGCCCACCGCGGGCUUCAUCACGGGGCUCAAGAAGGUGCGGCCGUACUCCGUCUACCUCUUCAGCUUCUCCAUGUUCUUCAACGGCUUCACGGACCUCACAGGGUCCACAGCCAGCGACUAUGGCGGCCUGGUGGUCUUCUGCAUCUUCUUCGGCAUCUCCUACGGCAUGGUGGGGGCCUUGCAGUUCGAGGUGCUCAUGGCGAUCGUCGGCACCCAAAAGUUCUCCAGCGCCAUUGGCCUCGUGCUGCUGCUGGAGGCCAUCGCCGUGCUCAUCGGACCCCCGUCAGGCGGCAAGCUCCUGGACGCGACGCACGUCUACCAGUACGUGUUUGUGCUGGCAGGGGCCGAGGUGGUGGCCUCCUCCCUGGUGCUGGUGCUGGGCAACUUCUUCUGCAUUAGGAAGAGGCCCGAGGCGGCCGUGGAGGAGGAGGAGCACCAGCCCCCCGCGGACGUGAGGGCGGACUCUCGGGAGGUGGAGCACUUCCUGAAAGCAGAGCCUGAGAAAAACGGGGAGGUCGUCCACACCCCAGAAACGAGCGUCUGAGCCGAGGAGGCCAGCAGGGCUGAGGGAACCGGACAGAGAUUUCGAGGCUCGUGUUUAUUUUACAAACAGGACUGGCUUGGGUGGGGCCGUCCGUGUGUCUCGGGGGGGCUGGUGGGGUGGGACCCGGGUCAUUCCAAAGCAGGUCUGUGGUAGAGCCAAGUCGCGAGGUUACAAGCCGUCUGCACCGGGGACCCCGCCUGCCCACCCCAGAGCAGCCCGGUGCCCACUGCUGAGCUCAGGGACCUAGAAACCCACACUUUGGAGACAGCAUGACUGGGAUCAGGGGCAGAGCAGCACCGUUCUCGCGAGAGCACCCCCCCAACGAGGCUGGCUGUGCCCCCGGCCGCCCCUCGUGUCUGGGGGACAAACCACCCUUCCUCCACUUCUGAGGGUCUGAAAUAAACGUGCAUAUGGGAGGAGCCACGUCGGAAGGAAUGUCUUCCAGGAACCAGGGUCUCAUUCUACGAGGGGCAGGGGUCCAACCGUUGGCUCUGAAUUCACUUUUUCAAGACAACCUGGUCAUUUUUACAAUGUGGCUCUGGCCUUUGUCAGCUAGGUGGGCUUUCUAAACGCUGCCUGGUCUGGACCCUGUGCCACUGGAGCCCAGACAGCUCAGAGCAACCACACAGGGGCCUGGUGCCUGGCAGGGAAGUGGGGCUGUGCUGCAGGGGCCUGGUCACACCCAGGAGCCCUUCCGAGGCAUGGGCACUUGAGCUGAGCCCUACGUGUGAUUCAUGUUCACUAUGUGUGUGUUUAAA
This is a messenger RNA of Suricata suricatta (meerkat), 4876 nucleotides long. RefSeq names its product solute carrier family 16 member 3 (gene SLC16A3). Lineage: Eukaryota; Metazoa; Chordata; Mammalia; Carnivora; Herpestidae. Gene Ontology annotation, molecular function: monocarboxylic acid transmembrane transporter activity. Gene Ontology annotation, biological process: transmembrane transport; monocarboxylic acid transport. Gene Ontology annotation, cellular component: membrane. The coding region runs from base 2739 to 4118 and encodes 459 amino acids. The record is from RefSeq and is a predicted model, not a curated record. The transcript has 6 exons.